Molecule: messenger RNA, 1381 nt
Organism: Rotaria socialis
Lineage: Eukaryota; Metazoa; Rotifera; Eurotatoria; Philodinida; Philodinidae
Source: the annotation of a GenBank genome assembly
GAUUCUGCUUUGCGGACAUUUUCCACUCUGCGACUAUUUUUGUUUCUCUCCCUCUGUUUCUACUUUGCGGACGUUUUCUCUUAAUUGGAGGAAUAAAAUGUCCGCAAUCAAGCUGUAGCCAUCUCAAUAAAGCCUGAUAUAUAAAUAUAUAUGGUUGAACGUUAUUUCAUUCUCUCUUCGCAACAGUGAAAACCGGAACCCGUUAUCCUGUUUUUAUAAAUAAAAUAAAAACACUAUUCAAAAUAUACUCAUAAAAGAUCUUUUCACAAAUGGGUAAUAUAAAAUAGCGAUGUUUUGAUCACAAAAACGAUUAGACCUUAGAGUGAAGGAAACAGUAGUAGAGUCGCUUUGAAUGUUUACUCUGAUGACUGUUGAUUGUACGUAUUUUUUACUACAAGGAACAACGAAUCCUAGAUGUCUACGUACAGCAGGUGGGCGCAUCGAUCUCUUUGCAUAAGAAUGACGGGAUAGUUUGCCUGUUUUCAUUUAUCAAAUUUAGUUCAAGUAAAUAUAACUCAUCAAAUAAUAAAAAAUAUUAAAGACAGAAAUAAUUUUUAAUCUUUUUCAUGUUUUAGACAUAAAUAUAAAGGUACAUUGUCCACCGAUAUUAUUACUACGUUGACAGUAAUUACAUUUCAAAUGAAUAGAUAUUUGACAAUAUUUAUUCUAUUGUUUGGUUCUUUUGGCAAUGUUAUAAAUUUAUUGGUAUUUUACCAACCUAAGAGCAUCGUACAAAUCCUUGUGCUGUCUAUUUUUUUUCUAUGCUUCAGCUGCUGGCCUAAUUGCUCUUUGUUCUGGUUUACUUAGUCGAUUCUUUGCUGGUUUCUCACUUGAUAGAUCAGCAACAGAUGCUACAAUAUGUAAAUCACGAGCAUUUAUUGUUUGGGUAUCAGCAACGGCUUCAUCCUGGCGUAUAACAUAUGCUACUAUUGACCGAUAUUGUACAAGUUGUCGUGAAGUACGUCUUCGUAAUUUAAGCAAUCUUCGCUACACUCGUAGAGCCAUGAUUAUUACGGUUGUCAGUGCAUUGACGGUAUUUGCUGAAACUUUCUAUUGUCACGUACCAAAUCUUCGAAAUGCUCCAUUGGCAGGUUAUGCUCAAAAUAUGGUAUGUCGUUUUUACAACGAAACAGCUUCAGCGCUCAUAUACGUUUUUAUCCCGUCGACAAUUCUGUUUAUAUUUGGAUAUGCAACUAUACUAAAUGUGAGAAAAUUCACAUUAUUCAAUUGCACCGGCGGCGCGUACAAACGGAGCAUUAAUGACAAUGAAAAAGGCAGGUCGCCAAUUGAUUCAAAUGUUAAUUGCUCAAGUUAUCCUAUUGACUAUAUUCAACAUUCCUUUAGCUGUUCAAUGUCUCUAUUUAACAUCAACAUUGAAUAG